AUCUAUAUUCUUUGCUUGUCGAUAAAUUAAAAUUUUGUCAGUAUAAUUACAAAUAAAUUAUUUUCUAUUGAUGUUUAUAGCUGUUUCAUCAUUAUAGAGUUCUUCUUCUUUAUCAUGACUAUGAUUAUUUUCGCUGCAUGUGGUAACUUAACAGUUUGAUUCCUGUAAUUCAAAUGUACUAUAUCAUAGUCUCCAGAUAAUUCAUAAAAAUAUAAUCUUUAAUACUACAUAUAUUUCAUUAACUCAGUUGUAGACAUAAUUUAUGACACAUGAAAUACUGUAACAAGAAAGUCGAGACAAAAAUUUAUUCUCAUUCAUUAUAGAUCAUAAGAGACAUAGAAAUAUAUUGCAUGUAUUUAUAAAUGAAUAAGAACAAGUCUCUAGACGAAGUCAAAAGUUCAAACAAACGUCUUAUCUUGCGCAAGUCAUUUCUUAGCUAUAAGAUAAAAACAAACGUAUUUUCAGAUUUCUCUUAUGAUUCAUUAGAUUAUUUCAAUAUUUUGCAUAAUUCUUAAAAAUUAUACAAAACACACAUACUCAUUAUCUCAAUCGAAACAUGCUCUAGAUAAAUUAUAACUAAUCUAUUCAUGAAUCUCAAUACUUAGAAAAUUUUGGAUUCAAAGCAAAAAAGAACGUCAUCAAGUUUUCUAUAGAAUAAAAAUGUAGACAGACAAGGAUACUAUCAUAUUCAAAUACUAUUUUGAUAACUUCAUUACCUAUAAUUUAAUUCUUCAUAUUUAAUUAAGUUUCCAGUAAUCAGAUUAGAAUAAUUUACAUUAGAAAUGACAAAUUUCUUUGUAUUCGAAUAGAUCGAAAAAGUUCUCGAAUCUUUACGUAUUGAUGACAAUGUUCUCCGACAAAUUAUGCAAUUACUUGAACGAGAAAUUGAUGCUGGUCUUUCUCCAGCUACACAUCCAACAGCUGAUGUUAAAAUGUUUCCAACCUAUGUUCGAAAUACAGCUGAUGGUUCAGAAAGUGGUCAAGUACUUGCAUUAGAUUUAGGUGGUACUAAUUUUCGUGUAUUACUUGUUGAUUUAAAACCACCAUCCGAUCCUGGAUUAACUUCAAAAAUAUUUGUUAUUCCACAAUCGAUUAUGCUUGGUGAAGGAGCUAAUUUAUUUCGUCAUCUUGCUGAUUGUCUAUUGGAUUUUAUGAAUAGAGAAAAACUGAAUAAACCUGGCGUUCGUUAUCCAUUAGGUUUUACUUUUUCAUUUCCUUGUAAACAAGAAGGUCUUGCAUCAGCACGAUUAUCAUCAUGGACAAAAGGUUUUACAUGUUCAGGUGUUGUUAAUGAAGAUGUUGUUAAACUACUCCAAACAGCAAUUGAUGAAAAAGGUAUUAAUGUGCAAUGUGUAGCUCUUGUUAAUGAUACUGUCGGCACAUUAAUGGCAUGUGCAUAUAAAGAUCCUUAUACUGAAAUAGGUCUUAUAUUAGGUACAGGUACAAAUGCAUGUUAUGUAGAAAAAUUAGAUCGAGUUGGUACAUGGGAUGGAGAUUAUAAUGAACCAAAACAAGUUAUAAUUAAUAUGGAAUGGGGAGCAUUUGGUAAUAAUAGUCGUUUAAAUCAUAUUCGAACGAAAUAUGAUGAAGAAGUUGAUCUUUCAUCAGUUAAUCCAGGCAAACAGAUUUUUGAAAAAAUGAUUAGUGGAAUGUAUAUGGGUGAAAUAGUUCGGUUAAUUAUAAUUGAUUUAAUGCAACUAGAUUUAUUAUUUAUUGGUCAUCGGGAAGGUUAUGCUGAUUAUAGUACACCAUUAUUUACACGUGGAGGAUUUUAUACAAAAUAUGUUAGUACUGUUGAAAUCGAUGAAGGUAUAGGAUUUUCAAAUACAAGACGUGUUCUUGAAGAUAUUGGUAUAAGGAAUCCAACGUAUGAUGAUUGUGCCAUUGUACAACAUAUUUGUAAAAAUGUUUCACGACGAGCAGCUCGUUUAGCUGGUGCAGGUCUUGCUGUACUCAUCAAUCGUAUUAAUAAACCAAAAGUUACUGUUGGUGUUGAUGGUUCAGUUUAUCGUUAUCAUCCAAGAUUUGGACGAAAUAUGGAAAAAUGUAUGCAAGUAUUAGUGAAUAAGAAUAUUAAGUUUGCACUUAAACUAGCAGAUGAUGGUUCGGGUAUUGGUGCUGCGUUGACGUUUCAAUUAAGUGUAUCAGAUGAUGGUAGUGGUAAAGGAGCAGGAUUAAUUGCAGUAGUUGCUGAACGCUAUUUAAAAAGAAUUUCACAAUGGAAUGAUAAUAACCAGAAAAGAACUCGUUAA
Molecule: messenger RNA, 2252 nt
Organism: Adineta steineri
Lineage: Eukaryota; Metazoa; Rotifera; Eurotatoria; Adinetida; Adinetidae
Source: the annotation of a GenBank genome assembly